Molecule: messenger RNA, 1217 nt
Organism: Vespa mandarinia (Asian giant hornet)
Lineage: Eukaryota; Metazoa; Arthropoda; Insecta; Hymenoptera; Vespidae
Product: exosome complex component RRP4-like
Biological process (GO): poly(A)-dependent snoRNA 3'-end processing; TRAMP-dependent tRNA surveillance pathway; CUT catabolic process
Cellular component (GO): cytoplasmic exosome (RNase complex); nuclear exosome (RNase complex)
Molecular function (GO): RNA binding
Source: RefSeq, a predicted model, not a curated record
GACGGCCUCAUUACGCAUUAAUAUCAUAUGAUAUUACUUACAAGCAUUAGUGACCUAUGAAUGAGACAAUAAUCGUACUGCCUACAUAUAUCAAUCCACUGCCCUCUUGUGUCAAUUUUACGUAAUUUUCUACAAUCAAAAUAAUAACUUAACCUCUUUAUUCCUUGUCUUCCUUAUAUUGCAAUUUUGAAAAAAGAUAUGUGUUAAAUAUAUAAUUAGGCAAAAGUCAUUUUUUUAGAGAAAAAAUAAGUUAUUUCAUUAUUCGGCCAACAAUUUGUCAAAGAUACAAUGGAUGAGUGUCCGAAUAUUAUUGUUCGUUUAGCAGUAGAUAGAGCAGAUAUGAAUUUAAUUACAAAUGAAAAUGUACAACCACGAUUUUAUACUCCUGGAGAAGAAAUUUCGAGUCAACCUAAUUUUUUAAGGGGUCAUGGAACUUACGUUGAUGAUGAAAAUACAUUAAGAGCUUCAGUUGCUGGGGUUUUAGAAAAAGUUAAUAAAUUAAUAUCAGUACGACCAUUGAAAGCACGUUAUCAGGGUGAGAUUGGCGAUGUUGUUGUUGGACGUAUAACUGAAGUACAACAAAGGCGUUGGAAAGUUGAUACAAAUUCUAAACUUGAUUCAGUUCUGUUACUAUCUAGUGUAAAUUUACCAGGAGGUGAAUUGAGACGACGAUCUGCUGAAGAUGAACAAACAAUGAGACGUUACUUGCAAGAAGGAGAUUUAAUUUGUGCAGAAGUACAAAGUACUUUUGUAGAUGGUUCUCUAUCAUUACAUACAAGAGUUCUAAAGUAUGGUAAAUUGUCUCAAGGAAUAAUGUUAAAAGUACCACCUGCUCUUAUAAAGAGAAAAAAGAUACACUUUCACAAUUUAGAGAAUGGAGCUAGUUUAAUAUUGGGAAAUAACGGCUAUGUAUGGAUUGGUGCUAAUACACAAGAAACAGAUAAAUCAGAGGGUGGUUUUACGCAGGACUUGUCUAGAGUACCUCAAGAUAAUCGAGAAGUAUGUGCUCGCCUUCGUAAUUGCGUUCUAAUUUUGGCACAAUGUAAUAUGAAAUUAUCUGAUACAUCUAUAACAUAUGCUUAUGAAGAAUCUAUGAAAUAUAAGGUGAGCGAAUUAUUGCUACCAGAAUCAAUAGUUGAUAUAUCGUUGUUAACACAUCAAAGACUUGCACAAUAAUUUAAUAUAAUAAUUAACAAUAAAAACAUAUUGAGAAGAAA